Molecule: messenger RNA, 2049 nt
Organism: Pseudocercospora fijiensis CIRAD86
Lineage: Eukaryota; Fungi; Ascomycota; Dothideomycetes; Mycosphaerellales; Mycosphaerellaceae
Exons: 2
Coding region: 57-1952 (631 amino acids)
Biological process (GO): protein import into peroxisome matrix, docking
Cellular component (GO): cytosol; peroxisomal membrane
Molecular function (GO): protein binding
Source: RefSeq, a predicted model, not a curated record
AGCAAGCGCACUCUCUAUUGUACCAAAAGGCAGCAUAGCAUAGCAUAGCAGGCGUCAUGUCUUUUCUCGGUGGUCCAGAAUGCAGUACCGGUGCAAACCCGCUGGCCCAGUUCCAGAAGCAAACAUCCGCCGAUACAUCACUCCAGCGAGAUCGCCUUGCAUCGCGACAACCACAGCAAUUAAAUGGCUUUCGUAGCGCGCCACAACUCCCAGAAGAUGCAGCCUUUCAAGAUUUUGCUCAGCAAGGGCCGCGAAUGGGCGAGAUGCUGCCAAAUGACCCUUUCCACAUGGAGCAGAUGCGACGCGAAGCAGAGCACCUUGAGCGUGUAGGUGGAGGCGGCGGCGGCGGCGGCGCUGGCGCUGGCAACGGAUGGGCAAGCGAGUUCGCUCAGAAAGGGCCUCAUUUUGCGCCAGAAGAAUUCCUUCAGCAGCAGAGAAAUGCCGCUUUCAGCCCAGCAGACUUCCAACAAUUCCGACAAUCGCACAUGACUCCCACGGCCCGAACGGCAAGCCCGACGAACUCCUACCAGUCUGCAUACAGACAGCCUAUGUAUGGCAACUCCUUUGGCAUGCAGAGACCGAUGAUAUUCAAUCAGCCGCAAAUGUGGAACCAGCAGCCUCAGCAGCAGUACGAAGGCAAGGGCAAAGGACGUGUGCAAGAGCUGAGCGAUACCGACUGGGAAAAGCAGUUUGAAGAGUUGUCUACUGCAGAAAAGGAGGCAGAUCUUGAUCAGCUAGACAGGGAAGCCAACGAGGCUAUGGAGAGAGAAUUGAACCAGGUCGACCGGGACAUGCUCGCCGAUGAACAACUUGCAAAUCACUUCGGUGACGAGUACGAUCAGUGGAAGGACUUUGAUGGUUUGAAUCACAACUUUGAUCCUUUUAGGGGCGAGUUUGGUGACUAUGCCACAGCUCCCGAGUCCGGCACGUACAUGUUCGAAGAGAACAAUGUCUUCAAAGAGCACCCGAACGCAUACCAGGAAGGGAUGAAGAUCAUGCGCGAAGGUGGCAAUCUCAGUCUGGCGGCCUUGGCGUUUGAGGCUGCAGUGCAAAAAGAUCAGAGCUUUGUAGAUGCAUGGGUCGCGCUGGGUCAAGCGCAAGCUCAAAACGAGAAGGAGUCGCCAGCUAUUAGAGCUUUAGAACAAGCCAUCAAGCUGGACCCGAGCAAUCAGGAAGCAUUGAUGGGUCUUGCUGUAUCAUACACGAACGAAGGCUAUGACAGCCUUGCUUAUAGGACCCUCGAGCGAUGGGUAGCAGCGAAGUACCCUCAGCUUGGCGUCACUCCCAGAGGCCUGGGAGAGGAGGAGGAGCUUGGGUUUACUGAUAGGCACUUGCUGCACGAGAAGGUCACAAAUUACUUUCUGGAGGCCGCUCAGCUUAAUCCUGAAGGUGCAGAGGUUGAUGUUGAUGUACAAGUCGGUCUUGGUGUGCUCUUCUACGGCAGUGAGGACUACGACAAAGCGGUGGACUGCUUCACAGCUGCUCUUAACAGCCACCAGCAUGGAUCAAUGAAACGAGAAGGCGAAGAACAUCUGCUCUGGAACCGACUUGGAGCAACCCUCGCGAACAGCAACCGAUCAGAGGAAGCCAUCGAAGCAUACUCACGAGCUCUCGAGCUGCGACCUAAUUUCGUGCGCGCACGUUACAACCUCGGCGUAUCUUGCAUUAACCUUGGAGUACUAGAGGAAGCCGCUUCUCACCUAUUGGGUGCGCUUUCGAUGCACAGAGUUCUAGAGCAGGAAGGUCGGGCGAAAGCCGCUGAGCUGAUGAAAGACGGGCAUGGCAAUGAUAUUGAUGAGCGGGAUGUAGAUGCGGUGCUUCAGCAGAACCAAAGCACGAAUCUUUAUGACACAUUGAGAAGGGUAUUUACGCAGAUGCAGAGGCGAGACCUUUCGGCCAUGGUUGGACCGGAUAUGGAUCUGGAUCGAUUGCGAGGAGAGUUUGACUUUUGAAGAGCAUUUGUUGGGUAAGACGGCAUCCAUAGUAGACCAGGAUUCAUCUCGAUGGCAAUCCAUAGGUAUCAAUUUAUGGUGGGAAUGUCCUCACGAG